Penicillium taxi is the source of this 222-nucleotide messenger RNA. RefSeq lists its product as uncharacterized. The coding region runs from base 1 to 222 and encodes 73 amino acids. NCBI's taxonomy places the organism in Eukaryota, Fungi, Ascomycota, Eurotiomycetes, Eurotiales, Aspergillaceae. The transcript has a single exon. The record is from RefSeq and is a predicted model, not a curated record.
AUGCCUCAGAAAUCUGCUGCAGAUCGCCGACGAGAAGAAGAAGAAGAGAGACGCCGACGAAACAAUGCCGCCCAAGCCCAAGCCAACGCAGCGGCCCAGGCUACUUAUUACAGCACCAUUUCCUCAUCCUACUCUGGUGGAAGUAGCUGUGAUUCUUCGAACUCUGGGUCUUCGAACUCCAGCUCCUCUUGUGACAACGGGUCUUCCGGAGGCAGCUGCUAG